This is a messenger RNA of Anarrhichthys ocellatus (wolf-eel), 3478 nucleotides long. It is a transcript of the gene fibinb, whose product is annotated as fin bud initiation factor b. NCBI's taxonomy places the organism in Eukaryota, Metazoa, Chordata, Actinopteri, Perciformes, Anarhichadidae. The record is from RefSeq and is a predicted model, not a curated record. The transcript has a single exon. The coding region runs from base 455 to 1078 and encodes 207 amino acids.
CUGAAUGCAGCUCUUUUCUUUUUUUUUAAAGUGACGGAGAGGCUGUAAUUUGAGAGUAGCAGAGAGGUAUUAUUAGCCAAAAAGAACCGACGCGCACUGGAGACAUCCAGAUGUUGCGUUCGAGGCACCGAGCGAAGUCGGGAGUAUAAGCUACUAACUGUUCAUACGUUGAUACAUUUCACCGGCAGUGAUGGACGCUGGCAGGCUCGGUUAACAAGAAGAAGUGAGGCUGUUUUAAAAAACACUUUUUUUUCUGUUUGGACAAAGAGGACAUUGAGGUAAAAAGCUGCAACAAAGUCUCAACUUAACUGCGCAGUUUUGGACGUUUAAACCGGAUUGAAAUGUUUGUGUUGGGGAUUAAAUAGUCCGUCCGGCUGACACUUUCACUGAAAUAACGUUUAAAAGUAAAGUUAAUUUGGUAUUCGUGCGUGUGUUUGGGACAACGUUUAGCACCAUGGCUUUUCUUCACUUGCUCCUGUGCACCGGGAUGUUGUCGCUGCCGACGUGCGGAGCCUUUUACCGCGGACCGUUACAACCGGAGAUGUCCAACGGCACGUUUCAUCACUACUUCGUGCCGGACGGAGACUACGAGGACAACGACGACCCGGAGAAGUGCCAGAUGCUUUUCAAGAUGACCGACGACCGAAAGUGCGGUCUCGGGGAGGAUCAGGACGCGGUGAUACGGGACGAUUUCACCAUCAUCAAGCGACAGAUCGAGGACUCGGCCCGGGUGCUGGAGGGCAUCGGGAAGAGCAUCUCGUACGACCUGGACGGGGAGGACAGCUACGGGAGGUACCUGCGGAGGGAGACGGCGCAGAUAAGCGAGGCGUUCACAAACUCGGAGAAGUCGCUGCUGGAGCUGGAGGUGAAAUUCAAGCAGAGCCAGGAGAGCGAGCUGAAGGAGGAGCACCGGCUCAACGACGACUUCCUGAGCAUGGUGGUGCACACGCGGGACGUCCUGAAGGACACGGUGGACAUUUCUCUGGGACUGAAGGACAAGCAAGAGCUGCUGUCUCUGAUCAUCCGCAGCCACGGCACGAGGCUGAGCAGACUGAAGAACGAAUACAUGAAGUUCUGAGAGAAAGUAGUCCCCACACUUUACGGUAGAGGACUAUUUUUUUGUUGUUGUUGUGGGUGAGUGUGUGUGAGAGCACGAGGCAGAGACGGGGGUGAAAAAAAUGAGCAGUCAUAUCAGGGAUUUAAAAAAAACAAGAAAGUUAAAGGGCCAGUUGUUCCCAACUUUGGUUUCCUCCAUUGGGUCAAAAAAGAUACAUUUUACUUAAAAAGAUACAUUUUACUUAAAAAGAUACAUUUUACUUAAAAAGAUACAUUUUACUUAAAAAGAUACAUUUUACUUAAAUACUCGAGUAUUUAAUCAGUUCACCCUUUUUGUUGUUGUUGCUGACAAGUAUUCAAAUCAAACAAUCUGAUCUGUUUUGUGAGGAAAGAUGUUCGCUGCACACAACUCGUAGUCAUAAGGAACCGGUGAUGAGCAGUUGCAGGUACACUGCUUCACUUUUAAAGGUCAGAAAUCAAAACAAAGAAAGUUUGGGAUCCACUGCUGUAGAGAGUAUGUUACCAUGCAGAUACGUUCUGGUUGAAUAUGUCCAGGUCAUGUGAUAUUUAUCCAAAGCUCGAUUACCAAAAGUGGAAAGAAGGCAGCUGCCCCAGGGGGCCCCCAAAAAGGCCACCCAAUACUCGCUGCAUAUUAAUUGUGUUUUGGUAAUCUGGUUAUUUAUUACUUAAGUACAAUAUCAACUGGAUCCCUCGUUGUGACCCGAUCUCACGGUCCUGUUUACAGAGGCCUUAUGUAUCAGACUCUGUUUAAGACCUUUAUUAUUUUAGUUGAUAUUAUUUAGCUCAUGUGGUCCAUAUUUCCAAACUUAGUUGUGCUCCAGAAGAUACAAAAUUCCAUGCAUGUCCAUUGGAUUAAUGGCAUGCAUCUCUGAGAGGGAUAAUACAAAUCAAAACCUGGGGAAAUAAACCAAAGCUAUGUCUGUGGCUAUAGGAACUGCUGGUAGUAAGAAAGAAAAAUGUGUUGUUUUGAACUUUAGUAAGUAUCUGACAGCUUACGUUUUAUGAACAGACAAUGAGGAGUGGGCAAUAUGGAUAAUAUCCUCUUUCACAUUCGCUUCAAUGACAUUUUUAUAUGAUAAUAUGGUGAUACAUUUCCUGAAAAAAGAAAGCUAACUGAGAAAAUUCCUAAACGAUAAAACAACUAGAAAGGAUGACCCCGCAAACUAAACUCAUAACAAAUCAAAGAACUUCAUCGUAUGCAAAAUAAUCAUUUAACAACUGCCAAAAAAAGUGGUCGUGCUCAGUGAUUUUGCAAUAUUCCCAGAGAUAUUAAAGAGCUGCCGAGGUAUAAACGGUGUACCUCAACUAUCUGACUGUGUAAAUCAUCAUAAUGCCCACUCAUAGACACUGUAGUCAUGGUGUUUACACACCAUGCAAACACACAAUAGUAGUUCAAUCACAAAUAACAGUAACAUUGUGUGGCUUUAUGGCUGCUCUGCUUGGUAUAUGGUCAUUUUAGGUAAGUGCAUUGAAUUCACCUGGUUUGUGGAUGUGUGUGUGUGUGUGUGUGUGUGUGUGUGUGUAAAACAACGGCUUCCAACAUGAGUCAGCAGAUCAUUAAAGUGAGAACAGGAACUGUCAGCUUUCAUAACACUGCUGUAGUCAGAUGAAGGGUUUUCCCCAAAACUCAUUCAGUCCUCUGUGACCAAAGAAAAAUAAAAAAUCCAGAGUGAGGAGUGAGUUUUGGACACAUCUGGACAGCCUGUGUGUCAGUGUCCGUAUUCACGAGUGAAUGCUAUGUGCUCGGUUUAUUUUUCACCCAAAAAGUUGGAUAAAUGAGUUCUGCAGCCGGGACGAUCCCGCUGAAUGUUUCUGAGAAUAUCAAAGAAUGUUUACAUAUGGACACCUACGUUGUAUUUUUAAUUUUAUUUUUUGCUUUAUAGGCUAGCAGCACAAUUCUUUACUGUCCCGGUGCUAAAGGUUGUGACGUGUUUUUUCACAAUGCGAGGCCUCUACUGUGCUGCUCUGCACAGGCAGUAUAAUCUUGGAAAAUGUACAGUGUGUUAUAAGAAGUAAGCAAAUACUGUGAGUGUCAAUAUCUUUAUUACAAAACACCCAUAUAUGUAUUCAUUGUUUAUAUAAAGUUUUGAAAUAGAGCCGCAUACAUCUAUUCUUGUUUAACUUUUUUUAAAGAUAUGCGGCGAGAUGUAAAGACAUUGACUGAUAAGACUGCAGGCAGCACUCGUGGACUUCGAUGUCGAACACUAAUCGGAUUGUGUUGUGUCUUCUUAAAUAAACAGUUUGUGUUUGAAGUGUCGUUGCAUGUUUGUUUUUUUAUGGCAGAAAUGAACAAAUCUAUGAGAUAUUCCUAAAUAAACAUGCUAUGAUUUGGUCUUUCCCACUAUUAUUGACCUCCUCUAGGAGCUAAUGACGUAAAAAGUGAGAUUAAACCGUUUCCUUA